UGGAACUGGGACCAGUCCCUCUUCUUCUAGUGCAGGAACUGUGAUUACCAGCAAGAGGCUGAUAACAGCUGCAUUUAUGUCAACAAGAUCACCCAUGAAGUGGAUGAACUGACCCAGAUCAUUGCUGACGUGUCCCAGGACCCCACCCUGCCCCGCACGGAGGAUCAUCCCUGCCAGAAGUGA
Messenger RNA from Chaetura pelagica (chimney swift), 183 nucleotides. RefSeq names its product polymerase (RNA) II (DNA directed) polypeptide I, 14.5kDa (gene POLR2I). The record is from RefSeq and is a predicted model, not a curated record. Gene Ontology annotation, molecular function: DNA-directed RNA polymerase activity. Gene Ontology annotation, biological process: maintenance of transcriptional fidelity during transcription elongation by RNA polymerase II; transcription-coupled nucleotide-excision repair; transcription initiation at RNA polymerase II promoter. The annotation marks the transcript as partial. The transcript is spliced from 2 exons. NCBI's taxonomy places the organism in Eukaryota, Metazoa, Chordata, Aves, Apodiformes, Apodidae. Gene Ontology annotation, cellular component: RNA polymerase II, core complex.